This is a messenger RNA of Vanessa atalanta (red admiral), 3415 nucleotides long. RefSeq lists its product as uncharacterized. The record is from RefSeq and is a predicted model, not a curated record. Gene Ontology annotation, molecular function: acyltransferase activity, transferring groups other than amino-acyl groups. NCBI's taxonomy places the organism in Eukaryota, Metazoa, Arthropoda, Insecta, Lepidoptera, Nymphalidae. Bases 181 to 1026 code for a protein of 281 amino acids. The transcript is spliced from 5 exons.
CACCGGCAAACCGAUCUCGACGCACACGCGCGCCCAAGGUUCGCUACGCCAAGCAACGCCGGCCCCUCGCGGCCAGGAGCCCUGCAAGGCGCUUCCACACCCUAAAACACGACACCGAUCCAUCUGGGGGGCACAGUACCAGCGCCGGCGUUAGCAAACAGGGCUCCGCGGGCUAAAGAGAUGGAAAUCGUCCCCGAGGGAAAAAACUUCCGAUUGGUAACCGAAGACGAGCUCCCAGCGGUCGCCGAUAUCUUAGUGCAGUAUAUGCCUGAAUCUUUAAAGUUUCAUCAAACGAUUCAAACAUAUCUAAACAACAAGGUGUGGGACUUCCAUUUUUAUGUAGCGAAAAAUUGGCCGGAGGAUCCGAUUUGCCUACAUUUCCCUGGAUGUACUAGCACGCCAAACAGUCAAAUUUAUGAGAGCGUAACUAUAUUCUGUCCAUCGGAGCGCGCAGAAUUGGUUGAUUUGUUGACAUCCGAAGACGUGUUACUUGAUCUAACACAACCAUUGUACCUGAACUUCACUCACCAGGCUAUUGUUGGCCGCUUUGAAAAGCGCUAUGAAGCCCAUGACAAAAUCACUGGUGAUGUUUACGUGUGUGACAAACCACCUGAAGAACCCACUACUGAUGAACUGCCACCGGACGUGGAGCUAGUUCGUUUACAGCCAGAACAUAUGAAGGCAGUCCACGAUUUGUACCCAGCUAGUGAUAUCGAAUGCCGAGAAGUUUUCGAAAAGCUAGUUGCAGAACUGCCUGCAUAUGGAAUAUUUGUUGAAGGGCAGUUGGCCGCUUGGAUGGUACAAUCCUAUUAUGGAGCCAUGUUUUCAAUGCAAACGCGACCUGAAUUUCGUAGGAAAGGCUAUGGGAUUUUCUUAGCGAGGCGCCUAACCAAGGAGGUCGCCGCUCGAGGCUAUAAGCCGUUUGUCGUGAUUCGUCCGGAAAAUGACGCGUCCCGUUCCCUCUACUCCAAACUCGGUUUCGAGAAACGUUUCCGAACGGUGCGCGCCGUUUUGCGUCCUCGCUAAUGCGUUAAAGUUGAUCACUAGCAGAUUUUAUUUUUUUAAGACUUUUGAAAAAAAUCAAUUUAGCUUACGAUCUUUGAUCGUUUAGAAAACUUUAGUAGUAGCUAUAAGACGGAGCGGCUCUUGCUUUUGAUAUGCAUUUUGUUACGGAUAUAUGUUUUUUUUUUUCAAUGUAUGUAAUGAAGUUCAUCAACCAUAAAUUAUGGUAAAAUAUAACCAUUCAAUCUGUUUGCGUUAAAUAUCACGGAGUAAAAUUAAAGUAUUAUUUUAUAGUAUUGUUAUAUCUAGAAAAGUGGACUUAGUAGAAAUCAUAUUUAUAGUUCAAAUUACACGCGGUUUCAAAAGCGAUAGCCGUUCGCUGCGUUUUAGCGCCAGCCUAGUUUCUGAUCUUAACGACGCUAACUUGUCAAGAAAUUUGGAGUCUUGGACCAGACGAACGAUUCAAUCUACUUAACGCUAUUAUUCCGUUAGCAUCCAAAAAGUUGACACUCAUUGUAACGCUCAAUUUUAAAGAAUCUUAGAACGGUUUAAUUUAUUUGACGGUAUUAAGAUGCAACAUACUUCUUGACAUAGUUAACUUCUACAAAUAUCUCAUUUAGGCGAACGCUUCAUUAUCACUCGUUGAUCGAGCGGAACUGUCUAUCUCAUGGUUUAUAAAAUUUUGGGACCCGUAAUGAUCUCUAUGAUUAAUUAAACGUAUUCCUACUUAUCACGAUACAGUAUACGUGCAAACCUGGGCCCUGGGUAAAUUGUACAUGAGAAAUGCAUGAGAAGAAAGUUACCGUCGUAGCACUCGCGAGUUGCACAAUUCUUCGAAAGAUUUAAGCACCAUUAUUGUUCAUCUGACGCUAGGAAUACGGUUCUAUAAAAGUUUAAGGCUAUAAUUUUUACGACAUUCAACCAAAAUCAAACUAUCCGGCGAGAUUAUUAAACAUCCUUUCAGUCAACUAGGUAUUGAUAGAUUUUGAUAAAGGAUUACAUGUUGGGAGAGGUACAUACAUUUUCAUUUAUUUUAUACUUUUGCUAUUUUUUGAUAUAAUUAAAGGAUAUUGAAAAGGCUGGAACAAAGAAUAUUGAAAGUUAGUGUGACACGCGUUUUAUACAUAUAAUAAUUAUUCGUAGUCUACGAUAGUUUAAACUGUUUUUGAUAACUGUUUUUCGUUUUAAUAUGAAUUUUGUAGGUACUAUGUUAUAAAAGAGAACAAUGACGGAUAACGCGUAAAAAUCAUUAAACAAUUUGAUACAAAAAAGUAGAUAGGUAGGUAUUUUAAUACGGGAAACUAUUUUACAAUUAUAUAUCGGCGUAGAUAAUUCGAAACGUUUAUAUCCGUGAUGUAUCAAAAAAAUGAAAGUAUGUUAAUUUAUUAAGCAUUUUUUUUUAUUACUUUUACUAUUUGUGAUCUAAUUACGUACUUACUAGUUUUGUAUUAGUGUAUAAUAUGUUUAGUUUGCUUUAUAUAAACAUGGAUUUGUAUAUCUGACUGUACAACAACAUUUGGAAAGAAUGGACGAAAAGGCGGGAAGUUUUGACAGUGAACGUUUUUUAACCGUUUUCAUAGAAUAUCAAAAUGAUGUAUGUUUGAACAACAAAAUAAUAUUAUUUUACCCUACAAUUGGUUCGAAUGGCACUUUUUAAAAUUGGCACAUAGCUUAAUUUAAAAAAUUGGCAUUGAAACAAAUGAUUGCUCAAAAUUUUCGAGCUUCCACAAUACAUUAAAAAAUUGUGUGCGUCAUUCGAUUAAACAAGAGAAGGCCAAAGUUACCUUUAAAAAUUUUAAUAAAAUAAAUGAUUUUUCCGUACUUAUUACAAUUUAACGAAAAAUAAACCGUAGGAUAAUUAUGAACAGUUUAAUGAUAAUUAUGUGCAUUCUUGAAUUCAUGUCUAAUUGUGUGUUUCAAAUAAGUAGAUGUAUGUAGCGAUUUGAGAAUUCUGAUACACAGUAUAUGUAUGAAUAACACAAGCACAUUUCGAAUUAUAUCCAUUUAAAUUUUAAAGUCGUACCUACGCAUUACGCGAUACAUUAAAUAUCAACACUCGAUCUACAUACAUCUACUUAUUUAAAAGUGCAAGAAUCAUUAAUAACAUGCAAUCAUGCUAAAUGCUUUCCACAUUCCUACUCUACGUAGGUACGAUUAAGUAGUUUGAAAAAAAAAUCUUGAAAUUAUUAAUUAUAAGAGCAGUUUUCAGAACACUUUCCCUUGCCUAAAUAAACAAUGAUGAUAUCAGGACAUUACUCCGUCCUCGACACUGCAGUUGAAGCAAAAUGUAAUCGCAUAUAUUUUAAAUAAUAUAUUUCAAUCUUCUGCAGCUACACAAAUAAUGUAGUGUCCGUUCUGUAUUGUUUAUCACAUUGACCUUGCAAAGGUAUCAAGAAAUUAAUAAAAUGAUAUA